UCAGAACAGUGAGGGCAGUGGCUUUAAAAACUGAUAUGGCAACAAAAAUAAUCUACUUUACUGUGAAUGGAAGACCAGAGCAGGCAGAGUUUCCAGUGGAUUGCCCUGCCCAGGAUGUCAAAGAUCUGUUCCGCUCUGCAGCUGAGGCAGGACCCCAUGAUAUUCUGAAGCUGUACAACCCUAAGGGCAACAUCAUCAACAUCUCCCCGCGCCUGGAGCCCAACAGUCCUAACUCCUGUUAUAAGCUAGAGGUGGUGGCUGCUGACUGCAACAGUGAGCCAUUAGGUGUGGAGCUUGCUGUGGCACUAGGAUUUGACCUCUCCUCCAUGGAGAAAAGACUGCAGGGCUUGGAGAAGAAGAUCCUGAUCGAGGCUGGUGAGACUCCUGCAGUCGUGUACGAGAUGAAGAGACAGGUGGAGUCAUUCCGGGAGAAACUUGAGAGUGUUGAGCAUCUCAGCUGGCUGGGCCUAUUCAAAGAGCUAUCUGAGGGAACACAGAAGCCCUCUCCUUUCUACCACAAGAGAACACUGCGCAAGACCAGAGAGGAAUGUGAACAUGUACGGGAAAAGUUCCUGCAGAUGAGUUCCCUGGAGGUUUCAGAGGAAGUGAGACAGUACCUCAAGACUCCAACUUUUGACAACUGGCAGUGGGAGGAUGCAGAGAUCAUGGUUCUACUGCAGGUCAUGUACACAGACCUGGACUUCAUUGCCACCUUUAACAUAGAGCCUGAGGUGCUGCACCAGUUCCUGUAUGAGGUGUACAAACGCUACAACAACAUCCCCUUCCACAACUUCAAACACUGCUUCUGUGUCACCCAGAUGAUGUACGGGCUGAUCUGGCUGACGGACCUGAAAAGUAAGAUUGACAGCAUUGACCUGCUCACCAUGCUGACCUCUGCAGUCUGUCACGACCUUGAUCACACGGGAUACAACAAUGCUUACCAGAUAAAUGCUCGUACAGAACUGGCCCUGCGCUACAAUGACAUUUCCCCCCUUGAGAACCACCACUGUGCUGUGGCUUUUGAGAUCCUGGAGAAGAAUGAAAACAACAUUUUCAGAAAUCUGACAACUGAACAGUAUAAACGGAUAAGAGAGGGCAUAAUCAAAUGCAUCCUGGCCACUGAUAUGACGAGACAUAACGAGAUCCUGAACAAAUUCAAGUCCAUCCUGCUUAUCUUUGACUUCAGCAACAAGGACCACAGAGACGUGCUGAUGAUGAUCAUGAUCAAAGUGAGUGACAUCUCCAAUGAAGCACGGCCUAUGGAUGUGGCUGAACCCUGGUUAGACUGCCUCCUGCAGGAGUUCUACAACCAGAGUGACAAGGAGAAGCUGGAGGGUCUUCCUGUCACCCCGUUCAUGGACAGGGACAAGGUGACCAAGCCGUCCUCUCAGACAGGCUUCAUUGGCUUCGUCCUCUUACCCCUCUUCAUUGAGCUGGCUAACCUUUUCCCCUGCCUGGAGCAGCACAUCAUAGACCCGGUGCGUAAGGCCCUGGACUACUACACAGAGAUGGAGAAAGCCCUAGAGAGAGAGAAACUGAUCCGAGCACAAAGCGACAAGGCAGCUGCAGCCAUGAACACGACACCCCAGAACUUACAGAACCCUCAGAAAACAGCAAAUAGUCUGUUAGAGGCUGGGAAUGCCUUGAAACCACCCACUCUGUGAUGGCAAGCACUUAUAUGGUUCCUUUGGUCUUUGUAGAGACGAGGCAUUCACUAUGUCGUGUUACAGGAGUUUUUCAUAUUCAGUUUUCAAAAUAUUUGCAUAUGAAUAAUGGUUAAUUACGACAAUAUGACAUACAAGACAUACGAAGAAUCAGUGUGCAGUUAUGUUUUGUAUUAGUGAUAUGCUUAAACGAAAGACCAGAAGAGCUAUUGUCUAACUGAAAAAUGGGGAUAAAGCUUAGUGGAUUUGUCUUCACUGAAAAUCUGGACUAUGGUUGUCAUCUAGUGGACAUGGAUGUUUUUCAUAUUGAUAAUGUAUUUUAAAAAAGGACAGAAAUAACAGAUAUUAAAUAUGUUUUUGCAUGUAUUGUACUUUUAGAUUUAAGUGUUCUACUUAGAGACAAAUAAAUGAACACAACAAACAAACAUUUCCUCUUGUUAUAUUCAUAUUUCAUAUUAUUCUGCAAUGUACAUUGUACAAUGGAUACAUUUUCAUUAUCUUGAUAAUUUGUAACUGGUUUCCACUAGAUGGCACUCGGCCACAGUCAAAAUUGGCUACUACAUUUAAGGUUAGGGUUCGGCAUAAGGGAUAGCAGUGUGGUUGAUGUUAGGGUUAAAAUCACAUUUUAAGAAGAUAAAUUGUAGAAAUAGGCGAAGUUUAUGACUUUGGCUGUGGUAACUAGUGACGACAUUUGGAACUGCAGUGAAAAACGUUGCGCAAAAUGCCGCAUUCAUAUGCUAGUCGGAACUAGGAAACGCGAAAUGUUCAACUUUCCUAGUUCCGACAAGCUCCGAACGCGGCAAUAAUAGGAACGGGUGAACAAUCGAUGAUGUAGGGAAAUUAUGACAUCAUCUAAAUGCACACAUUUACGAAGGACCCAUGCAAGACCAAGCAAGGAGUUUUGUAUGGAGGUCAAUUAGUGUCGACUUUUCACCUCAUAAAUGUUUUAUAUGGAAUAAUGGGUCGAUAUUACAUAGAAACCAGAUUUUACCGUAUCUGGUUCUUGAAAAUCAUUGUCCUUGUCAGCAUAUUAGUUAGUAUUAGUGGGAAUCUAUUUACGCAGAGAGAAUUUAUGGAAAGAUACAACUUUGAGGUUUCAAGCAAGGAAUAUGACACUGUUAUAAAAGCUAUACCUAGUGGGAUAAAAUCUUUACUUCAGAAUAAUGCUUAUUUUGGAACAUUAUUGUAAGCGAUAUCCAGGUGAAUGGCAUAGGUUUACUAUAUAAGAAAUUCAACAAUCGUUUAUUAAGGGAUAUUUUCUACAGGAUAUCUAUUCCCUCUGCAAUAUGUUUUUGGGCUUCAUCGUUUGAGGUAAACUUGCGCUGUGCUAGGCUCACUCCACACAAAUGUAUGGUGACCAAUAAAGUAUAGGACAUCUCCUUUAAGAUUAUCCAUAGAUUAUAUCCGUGUAAUAGCUUGAUUUCAAAGUAUAUACCUGAUGUUACCAGUGAAUGUAGUUUUUGUGAACUAGAAAAUUAAUCUAUUGAACACUUAUUAUGUAAUUGUGUUCUGGACUCAUGUUAAACUAUACCAUGGCAAGAAAAUGCAUACAACCACUGAUAUAUCUAAAUUUGACAUAUUAUUUUACUACUCUGGUUACACAAUUGAACGUCAGUACAUCAUAAAACUCUUUAUUUUAUUGGGAACAUUUUUCAUACACAAAUAAACAUUUAUGAAGAAAAAGGCCCUUUUCUUAUUUUUUAAAUCUGAUUUGGAAAACUAUUUAGAAUCUUUAAAACGUUUACAAAACAAAAUGUAUU
Molecule: messenger RNA, 3424 nt
Organism: Oncorhynchus gorbuscha (pink salmon)
Lineage: Eukaryota; Metazoa; Chordata; Actinopteri; Salmoniformes; Salmonidae
Product: high affinity cGMP-specific 3',5'-cyclic phosphodiesterase 9A
Exons: 14
Coding region: 36-1664 (542 amino acids)
Biological process (GO): cGMP catabolic process
Molecular function (GO): 3',5'-cyclic-GMP phosphodiesterase activity
Source: RefSeq, a predicted model, not a curated record